AUGAUUCAGCCCUCCUUCGUGCAACUCAGCGUCCUCGCUGCGGCCGCGCUUCUCGGCGCUGUCCCCUCGGCGUCGGCUACUGCUCUUCCUAGCUCCCACCUGGCCGAGCGUCAAUCGACCUCGGCCCAGCCUACCCCGGGCAUGGGCUUCAACACGUACAACGCCUACGCCUGCUCCCCCUCGGAGGCCACCUCGCGUACCACGAUCGACCGUCUCAAGUCGGACGGCUACCUCGCCGCCGGCUACAACUUCUUCCAAGUCGACUGCGGCUGGGUCUCUCGCGAUGGCGAGCGCGAUGCUUCGGGCAACCUCAAGACCAACACGGACCGUUUUCCCUCCGGCAUGCCCGCCUUGAGCCAGUAUACCACCUCCAAGGGUCUCUCGUUUGGCCUGUACUCGGAUGCAGGUCUCCGCGCGUGCGACACCGAGAGUCCCAGCCCUGUGAUGGGCAGUCUCGGCUACGAGGACCAGGACGCAGCCCUGCUCAAGAGCUUCGGCGUCAGCUACCUUAAGUACGACAACUGCUACGUCGAUGGCACUACUGGCGAUGACAAUGCGCCCAAGAACGCGAGGUCGGAUUUCCCCUCGAGAUUUUCGAAGAUGACCAGUGCGCUCGCCAAGGUGGGCAUCAACAAGAUGCUCGUUUGCCAGUGGGGUGUCGCACAGCAGCAGGACGACGGCCGCCUGAUUGGUCCCGCCCAAUGGACCCAGGGCAUCGGCACGUCCUACCGUCUUUCGGACGACAUCGGCUCCGGAUGGGGCAACGUGGUGCGUAUCAUCAACCAAGCCAUCCCCAUCGCACUCAACAAGAACUCGGGCCCGGGCCACUUUGCCGACGCCGACCUGCUCGAGGUGGGCAACGCCGGCAUGACGAUCGACGAGCAGGCCACCCACUUCGCCUACUGGGCCAUGAUCAAGAGUCCGCUGGUCAUCUCUACGGACCUCACCGCCAUCUCCAAGGCGGCCAAGGCCAUCUUGCUCAACAAGGGCCUCAUCGCGAUCAACCAGGACAGUCUGGGAGAGCCUGUCAAGCUGAUCGAGCGUCGCCCGGGCAAGUCGGAUCUGCACGCGGGUAAGCUGGCCAAUGGCGACAUGGCGGUUCUCGCUUUCGAUUUCACCAACAACCGCCGCUACGUCAAUGUUCCCUUUGGCUCGUUGGGCAUUGCCUCUGCUGACGUGACGGAUCUGUGGACCGGUACCAAGCGAACGGGUGUUUCCAACUACGGCAAGACGAUCAACGGUCACGGCUCCAUCGCUUUGCGACUGUCCAACAUCAAGUACACGGGCUACAACCCCAAGCUGAAGUACAUCGCCGCCAGCGCAGCCGUGCUCGCUGGCGAUGCCAAUGUCCAGGCCUGCUCCGGCUGCUCCAAGGGGAACAAGGUCGGCUUCGUCGGCAAUGGCGCUGGUAACACGCUCACGUUCAACAACGUCAAGGCCUACGCAAGCGAGUCGGUCAUCUACUUCGAUUACGUCAACGCCGAUGUCGGCUUCGGCGGCUCGACCAACGACAGGACCGCGCAGAUCAGCGUCAACGGAGGCCCCGCACAGACCGUCAGCUUCCCUCUGAGUGGCUACGACUGGGACAAAGACGUCACCAAGGGCUACCGCGUCAGGCUCACCGGCUUCACCAAGGGAACGUCCAACUCGAUCACCAUCUCCAACGCCGACUCGUACGCGCCUGACUUUGACCGUAUCGGCUUCACUUAA
This is a messenger RNA of Kalmanozyma brasiliensis GHG001, 1710 nucleotides long. Its product is annotated as Glycoside hydrolase, clan GH-D. The record is from RefSeq and is a predicted model, not a curated record. Bases 1 to 1710 code for a protein of 569 amino acids. Gene Ontology annotation, molecular function: carbohydrate binding; hydrolase activity, hydrolyzing O-glycosyl compounds. NCBI's taxonomy places the organism in Eukaryota, Fungi, Basidiomycota, Ustilaginomycetes, Ustilaginales. Gene Ontology annotation, biological process: carbohydrate metabolic process. The transcript has a single exon.